UUUUUAUUGACAUUCGCGUCCAACCAAUAAGAUUUUUUAUUUCCCCACCUUAGACGCGGCCAAAACAAAACAUAGUCGCAAAGCGCACUACAACUGGACAUAUGAAACAACAGAUCCCACGAAAGAAAGGAAAAAGUUCUCAUCUGUGGUUGCUCCGUCAAUUUUCAGACCCUUACGUGGAGAAAGCCAAGAUGUCAAACUACAGGUGUCGCAGUGCAUUCAAGUUGAGGGAGAUAGAUGACAGAUUCCAUAUACUGAGUCCUGGCCAGUGUGUUAUAGAUUGUGGGGCUGCUCCUGGCAGUUGGACCCAAGUUGCUGUUGAACGGGUUAACGCAUUGGGGACAGAAGAAAAACAGCCAGUGGGACAUGUAAUUGCUGUGGAUUGUCUGCCUAUAUACCCUGUCAAUGGUGCAAUCAUUCUGGGUGGUCAUGACUUCACUGAGCAAACAACUCAAAAGAAACUUAGAGAACAUUUGAACAACUUUGGCCCAGCUGAUGUGAUACUGAGUGAUAUGGCUCCAAAUGCAACUGGAGUGCGUGUUCUGGAUCAAGAGAAUAUAUUGGUAUUAGCUUAUGCAGCAUUCAAGUUUGCACUUACUGUCUCAAAGCCAGGAUCAGCAAUGCUUUUGGUUAAGAUAUGGGAUGGAGGUGGUGUGCCCUCACUUUGUACUGAUCUGAACAGAUAUUAUGAGUCUGUGAAGGUAGUCAAACCAGCAGCAAGUCGAACUGAUUCUGCAGAGAAAUUCAUUCUUGCUAGAGGGUUUAAGAAGUCUGUAUAAAGUGGUGAAUUAUAUUUAUUACUAAAAUGAUCUUAAGAUUGUGCCGGAAUGCAACUUCUCUUUGACUCCCUCUAGUGUGUCAUAUUAAUUUCCAUAUAGCUUUUCAAUUAUGUAAUUUCUGUAGUAUGUUUUACUAAUUACCACAUAACUUUCCAAUUGUGUAGUUACAUUUCUGGUUAUGGAAAAAUCUAUACUGUUGUAAUUCUCUGUUAACAGUUUGUACCAGAAAAAAUUGAUUUUUUUAAAAUCCUUACAUAUGUCAGAACAUCAGACUAUUUGUGUGCAAAACUUUCCAGUUAAUCAUAUCAGGUUUUUACUUUAAGUAUGGUACUUUGCAGUAUAUUGUAACAAUCAUGACUUCAAUCGGAGAAAAGUGUGGACAUACGAAAUGAAGCAACAUGUCUGUGUCAAUCUACAGUUCCCAUUUUCUGGUCUUUCCUGAUCUCCAGAUUAUCUCCCGCUGCAGGUCUGGGGGUAAGAGUAGGCCCGAGGUAUUCCUGCCUUCACAAGAAGCCACUAAAAGGAGUUUCACAGGUUUAAGCCAUGAUGUGAUGGUCCCUUGUAGGGUUACACCUCAAUUCUUCAAAAUUUUCCUAAGGAGCGAGCCAGCUGGGGAAGGGCACAUUACAUGGCACUUCAUGUCCAUUGUGGAUUGAGAUCUAUAGCCUACUUUCUCGUCAUCGCAUUUCACUCCCGCUCAUUCUCCAUCUCUUCGGAGAGGACACCUUCCUGGGUGUGAUUUCCACCAUGCACUAUGCAGUGUCAUUUUCUGCGUCGACGAUGACCAUGGACUUCUUUGCACCUGAUACCUGAUGUCCAGCACGGCAGCCAGUCCGUUGUGGUGCGGCUGCCAUGUACUCUGUUGGUUGUAGCCCCCGACCACACAGGAAUCGUUCUGCUGAUGCCUGCACCAUUAACUCCCCACGUAUACCAAGGGGUAGGUGCCCAUCUCCCUGGGGCAUUGGGACUCCUGUCAAUAGUCAUCCUGCGAGGUAGCCUUUGUUGUGGCUGGUUGGAGUGGGUGGCAUCAGGAAGGAUGGAUGACACAUGAUGAAGCAUAGUCCAUCAUCUCUUGCUGGUGGUGAAACACCAGCAGUCUCUAAGCAUUCAUGAGCUCAGUUCAAUGCACAGAAAUACGACCCCAAAUUGUUCCCCUCCCUGGCCACACCAUGGGAGGAAUGUCAGGCUAAGGAUGACAGCGCCUCUUAUUCACCCCAGUACCUUGUAUGUUCGAGAGCUGAUGGGGAAUCUUUCAUGAUGAUGAAGCCUCAGUUUUUUGUUGAACAUUUAGAGGACAAGUUAGAGGAGGUGGAGGGAUUGUCCAAAAUGCAGUCAAAGUCAGUCUUGAUCAAAACAGCAUCCUCUGCCCAGUCACGGCUGUUACUCAAUUGUGACAAUCUGGGGGAAGUUUCUGUCAUAAUCACUUCCCAAAAGAGCUCGAAUAUGGUCCAGAGUAUCAUAUUUCAGAGGGACCUUCUUUUGCAGUUCGACGGUGAGCUGCGCACCAUUGUAGAAUGACAAUGUGUACAUUUCCCAUCCCUGGAGCACCUCAUAGCCUUUAAACGCCUCUGUGCCCACGUUUGCAAACUUACCAAACGACAGAAGCAGGAGUGUUGGGAGAGAUACAUCUUGGCCAUUGGGUGCCAUACAUCACCUUCCAAGCCUGGGCAAAUAUCGAACGUCUUUUCGGGUACCAGACCCCAACAUGUGUUCCAGGUAUUACCAUAAAUGGAGUGUUAUAUACCGUCACAAAUGCGAUUGACAAGCAUUUUGCUGAGCAUUGUGCUUGAUCCUCUGUAUUGGAGAAUUACCCCCACCCCCCAGCCUUUCGCACUCUCAAACGGCGGCCGGAAGGAAAUGUCCUCUCAUUCACUACAUGCUACAGUGAAUCCUGUAAUGCCCCAUUUACAGAGUGGGAGCUCCUCAGCCCCCUUGCACAUUGCCCCAACGCAGCUCCUGGGCCAAAUCGGAUCCACAGCCAGAUAAUUAAACACCUCUCAUCUGACUACAAGCAACAUCUUCUCAUCAUCUUCAACCGGAUGUGGUACGAUGCCGUCUUUCCAUCGCGAUGGCAGGAGAGCACCAUCAUUCCAGUGCCCAAGUCCGGUAAAAAGCCACUUGAUGUGGAAAGCUAUUGGCCUCUCAGCCUCGUCAACCUUCUUUGUAAGCUGCUGGAAUGUAUAGUGUGUCGGUGGUUGGGUGGGAUCCUGGAGUCACGUGGCCUGCUGGUUCCAUGUCAGGGUGGCUUCCGUCAGGGUCGUUCUACCACUGAUAAUCUUGUGUCCCUCUUAUCUGCCAUCUGAACAGCCUUUUCUAGAUGCCAACACCUGGUUGCCGUCUUUUUUGACUUAACGUAAAGCAAACAGCAUGACCUGGCAAUGUCACAUCCUUGCCACAUUGUAUGAGUGGUGUCUCCUUGGCCCACUCCUGAUUUUUAUCGAAAACUUCCCGUCGCCCCGUACUUCCUGUGUCCAAGUUGACCACUGAGGGAUUGCACUGCUGAUGCCUGCACCGUUAACUCUCCACAUAUUCCCUGGGGCAUCGGGACUCCAGGCAAUGGCCAUCCUACCAGGUGGUCUUUGCUGUGGCUGGUCAGAGCGGGUGGCACCAGGGUGGAUGACACACAAUGAAGUGUAGUUCAUCAUCUCUUGCUGGUGGUGAAACACCAGCAGUCUCUAAGCAUUCACGAGCUCAAUUCAUUGCACAGAAGUACGACCCCAAAUUGUUACCCUCCAUGGCCACACCAUGGGAAGAAUGUCAGGCCAAGGUUGCCAGUGGCUCUUAUUCGCCCCGGUACCUUGAAUGUUCGAGAGCUGAUGGGGAAUCUCUCAUGACGAUGAAGCCUCAGUUUUUUGUUGAGCAUGCAGAGGACAAGUUUGGGGACAUGGACGGAUUGUCCAAAAUGCCGUCAGUGUCAGUCUUGAUCAAAACAGCAUCUUCUGCCCAGUCACGGAUGUUACUCACUUGUGACAAGCUGGGGGAUAUUUCUGUAACCAUUACACCCCAUAAGAGCUUAAAUAUGGUCUAGGGCAUCAUAUUUCACAGGGACCUACUUUUGCAGUCCGAGGAUGAGGUGUGUGCCAAUUUAGAACAGUGAGGUGUACAUUUCUUCCAGUGUGUCCACCAGGGUCUGAAGAAUAAUCAGGUUGCCACCGGCACCUUCCUCUUGGCCUUCGAGGGUGAUACAUUGCCCGAGAAUCUCAAGGUGAUGGCCUACUGCUGUGAUGUGAAGCGCUAUAUCCCUCUGCCCUGCGGUGCUUUAAGUGCUGGAAGUUCGGCCAUAUGUCUUCCCGCUGUACUUCCAGCGUCACAUGUCAAGAUUGCGGACACCCAUCACAUCCCAAUACACCAUGUGCCCCGCCUUCCAUCUGUGUCAGCUGCAGAGUGCUACAUUGGUCUUGCUCGUCAGGCUGCCGGAUUCUCCAGAAAGAAAAGAAAAUCAUGGAGUACAAGACCCUGGACCAACUGACCUACACAGAGGCUAAGAGAAACUUUGAACGCCUGCAUCCUGUACUAUGAGAUUGCCUUACACUGCCACUACAACGUUUCUGGCACCAGCAGCUCCACCAACCUCCAUCACCUCUCAGAGCUGGAAGACUAAACCUGCCCCCUUGAUGGUUGGGCUGAAAUUCCCUCCCUGUUGCUCCCGCAUGACCUACUUUGGGAGCAACACCCCCCCCCCCCCACCCCCCAACCAUCAGGGACAUCCAUCUCCACUUCUAAGCCUGAGAAGUGUAAGUCUUCUUCAGCUUCUCUCACUAGGAAGAGGUCCCUUAGGUCACUCCCUUCCCAGGUUUCUGCUAGUGGAAAAGAUGACACCAACUAGUGGCUGAAGAGCUCAAAAGCAGCUGUUCAUAGGUCUUCACGCUCAUCCUCAUUCUCGGAGACUGAGCCAGUGAAGUCCUCUCAGACAUGGAAACCCAAGGAGCAGCAAGGGAAAUCCAAAAAGAAGACCCCUAAGACCAAGGGAAUUGUGGUGGCACCCACAUCACCACCACCUACAAGCUCUGCCUCUGAGGAUGGAGUGGAGACUGUGGCAUCUGCUGAGGACCUAGAUCUCGCCAGACCCUCAGAUACAAUAGAUAUAGACUGCUCAGGCAAUAAAUCGGGGGCAGCAGGUGACUCUGAGGUGUAAACUGCCUCAAUGAUUGUUCCAUGCCUUCCCAGCCUCAUGAUCAUGUCAUCCUCCAGUGGAAUUGCAGCAAUUUUUUCCACCACAUGGUUGAGCUUCGGCAAAUGUAAAGAGAAACCUGGUUCCUGGCAAUGCGGACCCUUCCCCUGUGGCUAUAAGGGAUAUUACAGGAACCUUAGCGACUAUAAUCGAGUGUAAGGUGGAGUUUGCAUUUAUGCCCUGAACUCAGUCUGUAGUGACACUGUGCUCCUACAAACCCCUCUUGAAGCUGUGGCUCUCAGAAUAAGGACGACGCAGGAAAUAACUGUCUGCAAUGUAUAUCUUCUUCCAGAUCGUGCAAUACCCCUGGACAUAUUAGCUGCACUGAUUGAUCAACUCCCUAAACCUUCCCUACUUUUGGGAGAUUUUAAUGUCCACAACGCCUUGUGGGGUGGCACCAUGCUUACUGACCGACGCAGAGAUGUUGAAACUUGUAGGCUGAAGCUUUUCCUGGACCUUUCGCGUGGCUGUAAGGACUCCGUUAACCCUGCAGCUCUUCUUUGUCACUUCCACUCAAUUCUUGAAGUGUUCCGAUGCUCUGAAGCGGUUUACACCGACAGCUUGAUGGCUGAUGGUAAUGUUGGCUUUGCGUUUGUCUGCAGAGGCCAUAUUGAACAGCAUUCCUUGCCUGAUGGCUGCAGUGUAUUCACUGCAGAGCUGGUGGUAAUAUCUCGUGCACUUGACUAUAUCCAUUCAUGCCCCGAGGAAUCGUUUUUUCUGUGUACUGACUCCUUUAGCAGCCUACAAGCUAUCAACCAGUGUUACCCUCACUACGCUUUGGUGGCAUCCAUCCAGGAGUCUGUCUAUGCCCUGAACUGGUCCUGUUGUUCAGUGGUGUUUGUGUGGACCCCAGGACACAUUAGCAUCCCAGGCAACGAAAUUGCCGACAGGCUGGCCAAACAGGUGAUGCGGAAACUGUUUGUGGAGAUGGGCAUCUCCGAACCUGCCCUGUCUUCUGACUUACGUCGCAGGGUUUUUCGGCUUUGGGAAAUUGAAUGACAUAACAGUACGCACAACAAACUGCAUGUCAUUAAGGAGACUUCAAAUGUAUGGAAGUGUUCUCUGCGGGCCUCUCACAGGGAAUCAGUUGUCCUCUGCCAGCUCCAUAUUGGCCACUCUUGAGCGUCCCACGGGCGUCCCACGGUUACCUCUUGUGCUGUGAAGACUCGCCUCAGUGUUGGUGCGGCACCCGGUUGACAUUGGCCCAUAUUUUGGUGCACUGUCCCACUUUGGCUGCUCAGCGACGAAAUCGUGGGUUACCAGACUUGUUUUCACUCAUUUUAUCUGACAACACCUCAUUGUCAUUGGGUGUAUUUAGUUUUACGUUUUAUUCGUGAGGGUGGGUUUUAUCAUUUGAGCUAAAUUUUAGCGCGUGUUCUUUGUCCCUCUCCCCCCUCCACCCUAUUGCUUUUAGAGUGGAGGUUUUAAUGUGUUGCAGAGUGGCUGGCUUUUCCUUUUUAUUCUCUUCUUUGGCCAACCAUUGUAAUCUGCUUUCUUGUUUUACUCUCUUCUGUUUCUAGUGUCUGUUGUUUUCUUGUCCUCUUUUGUUCCUUCUUGUGUUCAUUGCCUUUCCUUUGUUCUUGUGAUUUUUCCUUUCUUUCUGUUUUGUGUUUAAUGUCUCGUCUGUUUUAUUCUCACACUCGUGGCAUUGUUUUAUUAGGAACAAGGGACCAAUGACCUCAUAGUUUGCUCCUUUCCCCCUCUUUUAAACCAAACAACCAAUCUAGAUUAUCAGACCAAUGUGGAAGCAGACUUAACUAAAGUACAUCAUGACAUAUUGUUUAUUAAUGAUUCCAUGCCCUAAAAACUCAACAUUCCUGGUAUUUGUUCCUUUAUUUACACUUUACAUUAGGCUGAUUAGAUUCUGAAGUGAAGUGAAAAAAAAGUUUGUAUCUUGUGUGAAGUUUUGACCAGUAUAUUUUCAAAGCGUGAUGCUAUUGCACUUGCAGUGUUCUUUUAAUCACAGUCCUACAUCUGUAUUAGAAUAACCUAUUAAAAUAAUAUACUCAAA
Schistocerca gregaria is the source of this 6961-nucleotide messenger RNA. RefSeq names its product rRNA methyltransferase 2, mitochondrial (gene Mrm2). Gene Ontology annotation, molecular function: rRNA (uridine-2'-O-ribose)-methyltransferase activity. Gene Ontology annotation, cellular component: mitochondrion. The transcript has 5 exons. Bases 102 to 779 code for a protein of 225 amino acids. The record is from RefSeq and is a predicted model, not a curated record. Gene Ontology annotation, biological process: RNA methylation. NCBI's taxonomy places the organism in Eukaryota, Metazoa, Arthropoda, Insecta, Orthoptera, Acrididae.